AUGGACGCCGAGGCAGCACCAGCAAAACGUCGCCAUGAGGAUGUGGUUGCGGCGUCGCAGGAUCAGCAUCUGGCACUGGGUCAAGAAAUCUGCCUCCAGACCAUGCAGCCCUUUAGUGACAUCAGCAGACCCACUACGGAGGACUGGCUCAAGAUGGGUCUCUUUGAGGAACUCCUAAGACAAGGUCUGGAGGAGGCGGCCUUGGAUGUUGCAACACUCAUGGCUGGAAACCAAGAACUGCUGCAGAAGGCUAAAGAGAUUUGUGCAGCCCGAGCUCCGCGUGGAGCUCUGGCUGCGCGUCUCCAGCAACUAAAGUCCAAUGCCGGUCACAGCACACCCCGGCAUGAAGCGCCAACUAUAGACCCCACUGCAAUUAAAGAAGUCGAGGCGUUGCUUCAGGGAGUGUGGGAUUCUCCUGCCGGAAGGACACUCCAGCCAUGCUCAGCGAUAGAAUGGCGCCAUCAGUUGCGUGCGGUCCUAACUGAAGAGCCGCCAGAGGGACGUGAGGAGGAGGAGGCGCCAGAUGUGCCAGGAGAGGAGGCAGCAGAAGUGCGAGUGCAGCCGCUGGGAGGUGCUAUACCGGAGCUAAACCAUAGCAUGGAACACCGUGGCACAGAUGCUUCAACAGAAAGACUCAAUCGCCGAAAGAGAAGACAUCGAAGGAGGCGCUAUCGCAGGAACAAGCCGCUUCAGAGUGACAUCGCUGACCAGAGCCGUAACCCAACUCACGGCAUGUAUUUCCACGUCGGCGUCAGUGUCCACAUCGUCCUGGUCUGA
Messenger RNA from Rhipicephalus sanguineus (brown dog tick), 777 nucleotides. RefSeq lists its product as uncharacterized. Lineage: Eukaryota; Metazoa; Arthropoda; Arachnida; Ixodida; Ixodidae. The record is from RefSeq and is a predicted model, not a curated record. The coding region runs from base 1 to 777 and encodes 258 amino acids. The transcript has 6 exons.